GUCCAUCUCGACGCGCUGGAGGCCACGGUCGCCCGCUACAAGAAGGCCGGGAUCGAGGGGGCGUCGUUCACAGGCGCGGAGAAACACCCGGCCGCGUGGCGGGCGCAGCGGCUGGAGGCUGAAUCUCCGCAGACGCAGGUCAUCGCGCUAAACGGGCGCCUCAGCGGGCUCAAGGGCAAGCUGGCGAAGCUCGAGACGGGCAAGGAUGACAAGGCCAAGGCGGCGGAGGAGGCGAGGAAGGACCUGGGGCAGCGCAUCGCUGACCGGGAGGCCCACGCCACAGACCUCGACAACACCAAGCUUGCCAUCCUCGAAGUGGAGCGCGAGGUGCAGGCGGCGGCCCCGCGUCUGGCGCCGGCCGCUGCCCCGGGAGGCGGCGCGCAUCAGGCCCCUGCGCCGGCCCUCGACGCUGCCCAGCAAGAGGCGCUCAGCCAAGAGGUGCUCGCCGAGGGUGCAAGUGCCCCGCGGCUCGCGCCGGGCGCCGCAAAGGUCCUCGUGGGCCUCCUGGGCAAGGCGCGGGGCAGCGGGGGCAGCGGGGGCGUCGCCGACGCCGCCGACGACGAGCAGACACCCGACUCCUUCGACCAGGAGACAG
Molecule: messenger RNA, 595 nt
Organism: Prorocentrum cordatum
Lineage: Eukaryota; Dinophyceae; Prorocentrales; Prorocentraceae
Source: the annotation of a GenBank genome assembly